AUGAGUGUGAAAGGAUUUUUUAAAAGUGUAUUAAAUCCUGAUGCGAAAGUUGGAGAACAAGAAGAAGAAACUGGGACCACCGGGGCCACAUCAACAACAACUUCAUUGUCUAGUUCAGCUACAGCUGGAGUAAAUAAUUUUCUAUCUGGUACAUCCAAAUUUCUUGAUUCUGUUCAAACAAAAAAGAAUGGUUUAAUUAAUGAUUUAUCGAAUAAACUAACGUCAUUGAAAAUGCCCGGCGAACAGUCGACCAAUGAGAGUGCAAAGAAAAAGAAAUCUAGGAGUAAUGUUGAUGAUGAUGACAGUUCAGCCAGUGAAUAUGGAGAUGAUGGUGAUUGUCCAAUGUAUGCAGAAGUAGCCCCAGUAGAACGUCAAGUAUCAGUUGAAAGUAUAGACAGUUUGCCAGAUGAAGAUGCUGAACGACGUAAAUCGGAAAUUCGUGCCUUAGUUUCGGAUUUACUUCAACAAAGCUUGAUCAAUGAGAAAAUGGUGAAGAAUUUCAGAGAUUUCAUUGUGAGGCAUAGUGGUCGUUCAAGAUUUGCCAAAGAACUAAAAUCUCAAACAAAGGGUAUGAAAUGUAUACCUAAUCAACUUCUGGAACAAUUGGCUUUAUUCAUUGGUCCAUUAUUAAAUCAAUGUAGUGAAAAUGAAGAUUAUGCUCCAGCUUAUAUCAUUAUGCAUUUAAGUUUCUCAUUAUACCAUGAAACUGUCUCUUCAAAUGGUACCGCUGAGCAAAAAUAUCUUUAUGUAUUAUUGAAAGAUCAAGUGAUUUGGCAGUCAAUGAGGUUCUGGAAUGCUGCCUUUUUCAUCGCUUUGCAACGUGAACGGGCUGAACGUCAAAGAUAUCCAGUCAUUGAAGGCGAUGAUCCAAUCCAAGCGGAAACUGACUUUCAAAACGACAUUGCAUAUUCACAGUUAAGCAAAUUUCUAUGGCGUAUGUAUACUUUAGGAAUGGGACAAGAAUUAUGUAUGGACUUUUUACGUAAACAAGCCAGUGCAACCAAUUUACCGAAUGAUCUAGUCAAAAUAAUUCAAAAAAAUUCUCAACACUUCUUUGAAACCACCAGCCCCAAUGAAGUGCCACAAUGA
This is a messenger RNA of Schistosoma bovis, 1089 nucleotides long. The record is from the annotation of a GenBank genome assembly. NCBI's taxonomy places the organism in Eukaryota, Metazoa, Platyhelminthes, Trematoda, Strigeidida, Schistosomatidae.